AUGAGCCUGCCCGGAUCUUUGCUUUUGGCCUGGCAAGUAAAGGACAAACAUUGUCUUGUGAUUGGUGGUGGAGAUGUGGGGCUCAGUAGAGUUGAGCAUAUGCUUCGAGCAAAUGCAAAAGUGACUGUUGUUACGGGGGGGAAAGUGCAUCCCAAAUUGAAGACGCUUAGUGAAGAAGGCAAGUUGUAUAAGCUUUUGGAACGUGACUAUACGCCACUGGACCUAACAAUGUAUGAGAAUGCUCAUUUGGACAAGAUGGAGUACCAAGAUAUUGGAGAAGAGCAGUACGGCAUGAUUGACGAUAUGGUGAAAAACAACCAGUUUGCAUGUGUCUGCUGCUGUAUCGACGAUCCUGCUCAAUCAACCAAAGUGUACUACCAAUGCAAAUGGCUACGGAUACCUGUGAACAUUGCCGACAAACCUCCCAUGUGUGAUUUUUACUUUGGCUCGAUGUUCAACCAAGACGCGCUUCAAAUCAUGAUCAGUACCAAUGGGAAAUCGCCCAGGUUGCUGAAAAUGAUAAAAGAUGAUAUCGCCAAACAAUUUGCGGGGCUAAACUUGAAUGAGGCCGUCGACAACUUGGGCCGCAUCAGAGCACGCUUGCGGGAGAAAUUGCCCGAAGAUGAUUUGGAUACCAUCGAUGCCAGAAUGCAGUGGAUCAAGACUUUGACUGAUUUUUUCUCGCUCAGACAAUGGUCGCAGCUCGAGUUGACUGAGCAGAACAUUGAUCGUAUCGUUGAAGCAUAUCCUCAACAUCCACCGAAAAACUAUGAGGCUUUUCAAGAGUUCUUGAGUUGA
Clavispora lusitaniae ATCC 42720 is the source of this 798-nucleotide messenger RNA. RefSeq names its product bifunctional precorrin-2 dehydrogenase/sirohydrochlorin ferrochelatase (gene MET8). Gene Ontology annotation, molecular function: protoporphyrin ferrochelatase activity; precorrin-2 dehydrogenase activity. NCBI's taxonomy places the organism in Eukaryota, Fungi, Ascomycota, Pichiomycetes, Serinales, Metschnikowiaceae. Gene Ontology annotation, biological process: siroheme biosynthetic process. The record is from RefSeq and is a predicted model, not a curated record.